Cydia splendana is the source of this 2881-nucleotide messenger RNA. Its product is annotated as fibronectin type III domain-containing protein 5. Lineage: Eukaryota; Metazoa; Arthropoda; Insecta; Lepidoptera; Tortricidae. The transcript has 9 exons. Gene Ontology annotation, molecular function: protein binding. The coding region runs from base 308 to 1372 and encodes 354 amino acids. The record is from RefSeq and is a predicted model, not a curated record.
GAGCGCGCGUGUCGCCCUUCCGUCGCCGCGUCGUGAAUAAUUAAAACCCCGACCGAUAUUCUUAAGGUUACAGCCUAUUUCCACACGAAAAUCUAUUAUACUUAAAAAUUAUACUUUAAUUAACUUGUGAUUGUGUAGUGGAAACUUAUGGGCUACUGAUGUGUGUGAGCGUGCGUCGUUCGCCUGUCGAUUCGGUGUGUUAAGUAAGUUUUUUGAAGUGUUCGCGAGUGUGUUCUUGUGGGUGAGCAACCUGGUAUUUAGUCUGUGGAAAGGAACGGCAUGGCAUGAGCAGUGCGGUGGGCGCGCAAUGCGGCGCGCGCCGCUCGCGCAUCCCGCCGCCCUCGCCGUCGCGCUAUCCAUAUUGCUACGACUUGUUAACGCUGGUUCAAUGGGUCCCGGGGUACCUGAGAACAUCACAGUGACGUUCCUAAACCCCACCACGGUGCGAGUGUCGUGGUCCACCACGGCGGACUUGGUGGAGAAGUAUGACGUCACGUAUAAGCCUUCUGACGCGAGUUACAGAGUGGUUCUGGAGGUGGCCGGGAACUCUGACGCGGUCAUCUUGAGCGGUCUGGAGGCUGACACGCAGUACCAGGUCACCGUCGCCGCGUUGUGGGGUGGCCACAAGUAUAGAAGUAGACCUAUUGUCUUCCGCACGCUGGAGCCGCCGCGGACAUCACCGCAGCAGGACGGGGGGUUGGCUGGUACGGCGCGGUCUUCGGUGGCCCCGCCCGAUCCCUCACCAACCUUCCCUACGAUACGAGGGGUAGAAAUCGGCAUAGUAGUGCUGGUCCUUCUGGUGUGGAUCGGCGCCAUUGCACUGUUCUUCAACCGCUGGGGCAAGAUACGCAUGCUUCUGCCGUAUCAGCCCGAUUAUAAGCAGGAGCAGUUGAAGGUGCCCGGUAGCAGCGCACUGGCAGCGGCGGCGGCAGGCGGACAGUGUGCCCAUUCUGCACCAUCAGCCUGCUCGCACAUGCGUUGGUCGCACACUCACACGCAGAGUUUGGAGUGUGAGGAGCAUCUGCUGGCGCGCUGCAGUCGGCCUCGAGUCAACUCUGCUAUCUUCGUGUCGGCCGAGCCUGCGGGCUUCGCUGGCUUUGAUGCGAGCGAGUUCUUGAGGAGGCACGGCUCGCAGUCCAAAUUGUGUCGAAAGGCUAGAUCCGCCGACAACAUCCCUCUAACAUCAAUGAGCGACUCAUCAGAACGCCUUUGCAAGGCCAAGGCGCCCCGCGAAGAAACCAUCAGCGAAGAAGCAAAAUCCGAUGAUACGGGCAGCGUAGAAACUGUCAAGCACUUCGGCUUGCCCAUCCUCUCCGUCUCUGGACCCUCACCCCCCGAUGAAGACUACGACCAGAUAGAUGAGUAUCUGUAGCAUUUUCACACCAGUUUCCAGCUCAAAUACGUGCUGGAAAAGCUGAGGCCACCCUGGCCCAGCCCCGCACAAAGUCCUUGAGACUUCUGCACUGGACUUCUUGUGUUUCCUUUUGUGAUAGCUGCCUUUAGACGGACGGAUUGCCUAGUGGGACCAUAGUCUUUAGUAUGGUGCGUGUUUCCAGUUUUUAUCCUGUGGUAUUUUCCCCUCCUUUACAUUGUAUUUAUUGUACCUAUCCAAUGUGUGUUUAUCAUAAGUAAAACGAUUUUAAUGUUCACUUUAAAUAUUAUAGGGUAGACUAAUUCGAAUUUUAAAAUAAUUGUAAUAAUGUCAGUGUAGUAAUAUAACGAGGUCUAUAGUUUAAGAGCGGUGCAAUGUUGCGCCUCGGGCGCGGCGUAUAAAAUGACGCAACUGUCCUCUUUGCAGUAUAAUUUCAUGUCUCUCUGGGACCUGUUUGUAAAAUAUGUCAAAUACCCUAUUUUAGAUAAGGAAUGCACAAUAAUUACUAUUAAAUAUUAUUACUAUUAACUAACAGUGCCACUCUAAAUUUAAUUGCAUGUGAAAACAUGUAAGUAUGUAACGAUUUAUAAGCAAUUUUGGUGUAAGUUGUUUUUACUGUAUGCUUUGUAUAUAGCUUUAGGUCUUAUUUAUUUUAUGGGCUAUUCUUUUAUUUGUCGUUUUUUUUUCGUCAGAUUUUGAUAAAAUUUGGUAAACUAGAAGAGUCCUCAUUCUGCGCGGAAUGAACAAAAAAAUGUACAUACUCGUAAUAUACAAUUUUCAGUUGAGUUACCAUAGGAUUUUGUAACUCAUAGGAAGAGUUGUAGGACAAGGUGAAAUGGCGCGUAUAUUGUACAGGAUAGAACUCUAUCUAUUGGCCAAAUUUUAACAAUAUCUGGCGAAAAACCUUAACAACAAGUAAACAAAUUGCCCUUCUUUUUUAGAACAUUGUAAAAAAUGUAGUAUUCAUUGUACUAAAAUCUGGCUUGCAUCGUAUUUACGGAAUAUGAGAAUAAAUUACGUCUUAUUAGAAACUUAGGGAUAUACAGAUGUAGUGCAUAAUUGUUUUCCAUCAUAUUUUCUCGAAAACGUUCAUAUUUGUCAUGCUACUUCAGUCAAUCUUAGUACUUUUUGUACCAAGACUGACUGAAAUAGCAAGACACGUUCGUACGUUGCCGUGAAAAUGCGAUGGAAAAUAAUUAUGCGCUAAAUCUGUAGAUGAUUUGAAGGUUGAACUUUGGUCCAAAGAAAUGUAUUAUGAAAUGUAUCUGCACAUGUGACUGUGUUUUAGAAAGUAAGAAAUACUUUUUGAUUGUAAGGAGAACGAGGUGGUUUUACACUUUUACCCCUGGAAAGCCUAGGAUAAGAACUGAUCUGACCUUUGGUUUUAAAGUGUAAGGUCACGUUACAAUAAGUGUAUUUUAACAUCAAGGGGGUUAAGGUGAUGUAGGAAAAUAUUUUAUCAAAUGACUUUAUAUUAAAUAUUUAAUUAAAGUAAUAAACAAUCGCUAC